GCUCGAGGGCGCCGGCGGACCAGGCUCGGAACACGAUGAAUAACCCUAUACCUUCCAAUUUGAAAUCAGAAGCAAAAAAGGCUGCUAAAAUUCUGAGAGAAUUCACAGAAAUAACUUCCAGAAAUGGACCAGAUAAGAUCAUUCCUGCCCAUGUAAUUGCUAAAGCCAAGGGCCUUGCGAUCUUGUCUGUGAUCAAAGCUGGAUUUCUGGUAACUGCGCGAGGAGGCAGUGGAAUCGUGUUGGCGCGUCUUCCAGAUGGAAAAUGGUCUGCACCUUCUGCCAUCGGGAUAGCCGGGCUCGGUGGAGGAUUUGAAAUAGGAAUUGAGGUAUCGGAUUUGGUAAUAAUUUUGAAUUAUGGCAGAGCAGUAGAAGCUUUUGCAAAAGGUGGUAACCUCACACUUGGAGGGAAUUUCACUGUAGCAGUUGGGCCCCUGGGAAGGAAUUUAGAAGGAAAUGUCUCCCUAAGAAGCUCUGCCGCUGUCUUUACGUACUGCAAAUCCAGAGGACUCUUUGCUGGCAUAUCUUUAGAAGGUAGCUGCUUGAUUGAAAGGAAAGAAACUAAUCGAAAGUUUUACUGUCAAGAUAUCCGGGCUUAUGACAUUUUAUUUGGAGACACACCACGGCCCGCUCAAGCAGAAGAUCUUUAUGAAAUUCUUGAUUCCUUUACUGAGAAGUAUGAAAAUGAGGGACAACGGGUCAACGCGAGGAAAGAGGCGAGGGAGCAGAGGAAGGUGUCUGCUAAAGAGUUACCCCCAAAACCAUCGUGGCAACCACAGCCGCCUGCACAGGUGCGGCUGAACUCUGGCUCUCCAAGUAACAGAAACGAAUAUAAGCUCUAUCCUGAACUUUCCAGCUAUCAUGAGAGAGUUGGCAAUUCGAGUCAACCCAUAGAAGUCACAGCACUGUAUUCUUUUGAAGGACAGCAGCCGGGGGAUUUGAAUUUUCAAGCUGGAGACAAAAUCACCGUUAUAUCAAAAACAGAUUCACAUUUCGAUUGGUGGGAGGGAAGGCUUCGAGGUCAAACUGGCAUUUUUCCAGCCAACUAUGUUACGAUGAAUUAAAGUUUAUAUUAUUUUCUUCUUUGAGAACUGCCAAAAGAUUAUUUCUACACUGAGAGGAUUUGCCAUUCAGUUAACCCAUGUUUAAUAUAAGUUAAAAAAUACUUCUUGUUUAUUCCAUAAACUUUUAAUCCAGUAUGUAAAAAAUUUUGUUUUACUAUGUGUAAGUAAAUGAUUAACUUACAUAUCUUUAGAUACUUUGUACUAAUUUUAUCACAUAUACUAUUAAUAGUUAAUAUCCUCCAAUUAUAUGGCUGGUUCUUUUGUGUUAAUUUUCAGACAUCACAAAUGUUUGAUUUAGCUGUGUCUGUGAUAACUAUUUUAAUUUCAGAAGUGUAAGGGUGGGGCAUGAAUACUAAUUCAUAUAUUUCUAUUUGCAAAGUGACUCAAGAAGGAGAAAUCAGCUUAAGUAGGGUAUUAAGUAAUAUUUAGAGUUGUAGGUAUUAACUAGAAUAUGAAUCCUUAAAAAGUAUCUUUCUACCUUCAAGAUUGUAUAUAUACAUUUAUAGUAGAAACACACUAUUACAAAGGAGUUCAACCACUAUGCAUUAAAAAACAAUGACAUCUAUUAACUUUUCUUCAUGAGGUUAUAUCUGUUCGUUUAUAGCAGUAGAAUCAACUUCUGUUCACAUGGUUCAGUUGUCCCUAAAUAAAUGUUUUUAAAAUGCUAA
This is a messenger RNA of Ceratotherium simum simum (southern white rhinoceros), 1729 nucleotides long. The record is from RefSeq and is a predicted model, not a curated record. NCBI's taxonomy places the organism in Eukaryota, Metazoa, Chordata, Mammalia, Perissodactyla, Rhinocerotidae.